CAAAUAAAGUUCAGCUUAUUCGAGCACAUCAAUAAUUUCUAAGAUCUGACAACUUUUCAUUUCCCUUCAGUGUAAAGUUUUUUACGCACGCAGAUUCCACAUGGAAAAAUAUAAGAUCGGAAAUAGUUAGCUACCUUGUAUUAAGUCAAUAUUUGACUGGUUUAAUAUUUCUAGGUCAAAUGUAAUUGUUCAAGUAAUUUUUGAGUAAAACGGCUUACACGGACAAUGUGGGGAAUACCGAGGACACGAUACUCUGACUGCAAUGGGUCGGAGACCAGUGGGGAGACCGAGAUUGUCCUGAACAUCGGUGGGGUAAAACAGGUGUUAUGUGGGGAUGUGCUGAACCGUUAUCCGGACACCCGACUGGCGCAACUGGUGAACAGCUCUACGGAGAGUUCGGAACACCUAUCCUCGCUUUGUGACGAAUACGACCCCGGCAAAGGUGAAUUUUAUUUCGACCGAGACCCAGGCGCGUUUAAGUGUAUUCUUGAACUGUACUACUACGGGGAGAUACACAUUAAACGGGGCAUUUGUCCCGUUUGUUUCGUAGAGGAGAUGGAGUUCUGGAACAUCGACACGUAUUUCCUGGACGAUUGCUGUAAAUGCGAACUACAGGAGGCGCAUGACGAGCUUGCAGAAAUUGCCGAGAAAGUUCAAACAAUUCUGGUCGACCGGGAAGAGGACCCCACUGCCAGGGGCUGGCAACGUUUCCAAAUGUGCCUAUGGAAGCUUAUGGAAAAGCCGGAAUCGUCGCUGCCUUCACGUGUCAUCGUAAUAAUAUCUUUCCUUUUCAUCCUCAUGUCUUCGAUUGUGAUGUGCGUGGGCACCAUCCCUGACCUGCAGGUGGAGGACAUCGAGGGCAACCGCAUGGAACACCCAAUCUUGGAAGCCAUCGAGACGGCGUGCAUUGGCUGGUUCACCGUUGAAUACGUCCUACGCUUGCUAUCGUCCCCGAAUAAAGUAAAAUUCGUCCUGUCUUUCAUGAACAUUAUAGAUUUCAUGGCCAUUAUGCCCUUUUACGUGGUGCUGACUUUGACGUCUCUGGGGACUGCAAUGAUGGAGUUGGCCAACGUGCAGCAGGCGGUUCAGGCGCUGCGCAUCAUGCGCAUUGCGCGCAUCUUCAAGCUCGCGCGCCACUCCUCCGGGCUGCAGACUCUUACCUUGGCCCUGAAGAGCAGCUUCAGCGAGUUGGGGAUGCUGCUCAUGUAUAUGGGCGUGGGCGUCUUCCUGUUCUCCGCGCUGGGCUACACCUUGGAGCGGAGCCACCCGGAGACCAUGUUCACCAGCAUUCCGCAGUCCUUCUGGUGGGCUGUCAUCACCAUGACCACCGUGGGCUAUGGAGACAUAUACCCCAAGACCACUCUGGGUCGGUGCAACGCCGCGGUCAGCUUCCUCUGUGGUGUGAUUGCCAUUGCGCUGCCCAUACACCCCAUCAUCAACAACUUCGUGAUCUUCUACAAUAAGCAGCAGGCGCUGGAGUCCGCGGCAAAGCACGAGAUCAAGCUGUUAGCGUUGCGCUCCGAGGAAUGCGCGGAGAAGAACGCAUCACGGGUGCAGCGCGGGUCGGUGGCGAACAGUGACACUCACAUUCCCUUGCUGGAAGACUCCGGAGUAGGCGUUGAACCCCAAUCAUGGGCAGAAGCUUGUGACAGCUCAAACUUUAGCCACAUCAACCCAAUUAAUUAAGUCUGGCUUUUAGUUGGCCUAUAUGCCCAAUAACAUCAACCAACCACUGCUAGCGCACAAAACCUGAAAAAGAACCCCAACAGGAAAACUAUUUUUUAAAUAUAUGUAAAUUAGUUUAGUUCUAAUAUUGUCACUUACUAAACACUUCAAGCAGAGUAUAUGAAGUGGGGGUAUAUAAUAUCUGGGUAAUACUGUUUGAAACGUGUAAAUAUAGACCAAUGUGCCAUGUAGCCUGCAAGCUGGGAUUCGUUGCAGCUUACAGGCAAGGCUACUUGACAGUCAUCUGGGAUUUUGUGAGUGCUGCAAGCACCACCUUUACAACCUUUGACUGGCAGUCACGUACCGGCCUAACCACCGGUGUAUUGACACCGUCGUCUUGUUUGGUCCGGUGGGACAACCUUGCAGAUUGAAUCACGCCACAUACGUGCAACCCUUGCACGUGGUGUAACAAGCUAAUUAAACGUGCUCGUCCGAUUUUCCUGUGCCUACAUUAAGUAACGGACUGAAAAGUGAUUUAAUCAUUGUUAAUGUAUCUUCGGUAUUGCGCGUUUUCAAUGCAUUAUAAAAAGUAAUUAGCUUAGCUAUCAGGCCUGACCUGCACCCUAUCUCAUGGUGAGGCUAUAAGAGUGAGACUUCUGUCAAUGUUCCUAGAUUUAAAAAAAAAAGUGUUACAUUUAACCUGUUUUACAUCCAUCCCCGGUCUCCCCUAUUGUUUAGUUAUUUUGUGUUUAAUGGACUAUAAUAUUUUUUUAGUGAACACAGAAAUAUAGGGUUACGUGAAGGAGGUCCAUGCAUGCUAUAGCCAGAGAAAGAGCUUGAGCAUCAUGGAAUUCUGCAUUUGUCUCUGUGAUGUACAUUAUUUACUGCUGGGAGAAUUGGCUUGCCUUAUUAUAUAGGUCACAUGU
Messenger RNA from Esox lucius (northern pike), 2591 nucleotides. Its product is annotated as potassium voltage-gated channel subfamily F member 1-like. The transcript has a single exon. NCBI's taxonomy places the organism in Eukaryota, Metazoa, Chordata, Actinopteri, Esociformes, Esocidae. The record is from RefSeq and is a predicted model, not a curated record. Bases 226 to 1686 code for a protein of 486 amino acids. Gene Ontology annotation, cellular component: voltage-gated potassium channel complex; membrane. Gene Ontology annotation, biological process: potassium ion transmembrane transport; protein homooligomerization. Gene Ontology annotation, molecular function: voltage-gated potassium channel activity; protein binding.